AUGGAGGUAAAUAAGGAAGAGAAGAAGGUGGUCAUAUACAGCACUUUGGGUCACAUGAUAGCUUAGAGCCAUUCAAACUGUGUGUUAAAUAUAGCUAGGCGCAAAAAGUUAGGUAUCAAGUAGCAAGGAACGAAGGUCAGCCUUAUAGAGUGGAGAGUCUAUCGCUGGUUCUGAGAAGUACUGAGGCUUCAGAAUGGAUGAGUAACUCAGUAUGCACUGUCGGUUUGAUGCUGUAGGCUAACAUGAGAUCUCAACAAGGUUGCCUCCUCAGCAAGAGGAGAGGCCACAACACUGUACUUCAGCCAGGAAAUCUGGAGUCAAAGAGGGUUUCUGAAGUCAAUGGAGGCUGCUUGAGCAGAGAGCCUGAUUAUCAACUGAUUGGACAUUCAUGAGAGAGCGGAACAAAAAUCUUACACACAUGAAUCAUUUAGUGAGCCGUUGAUCUGAUAUUCCCCCCUGGGGAGAAGCGGACAACAUGAAGCAGAGAUUUAUAUCAUCAGUUCAAAUUAUUUUGUUACUUUCUCUGACCACAGUGUGCCUGUCUGUUCAGCCAGAUUCUCCUGUGGACCUCUCUCUAGAAACAAAAACAGCUGCUGGUAUAACAUAUCUUUGUGCAAAAUGGUUUCCACCUCCAUUAGCUAAUGUCAGCUCUAACUGGCAUGUAUAUCACUAUGAGUUACGACUAAAACCUGAGGAAGAGGAAGAGUGGGAGACAAUAUCGGUUGGAGUGCAGACACAGUACGAGGUGAUCAGGUUAAAUGCUGGGUCGAAGUAUGGUGUUCAGGUCCGUUGCAUGCCAGACUGUGGAGAAUGGAGUGAAUGGAGCCCAGAAAGACAAAUUCAGAUCCCCAGUGGACAGUCACCUCCUGAAAAGCCUGCAAUAAUAAAAUGUCGUUCUCCAGAAAAGGAAACCUUUACUUGUUGGUGGAAACCUGGUUCAGAUGGAGGACAUCCUACUAACUAUACUUUGCUCUACAGCAAAGAAGGAGAAGAACAAAUUUAUGAAUGUCCAGAUUACAGAACUGCAGGCCCCAAUUCCUGCUACUUUGAUAAAAAACACACCUCUUUCUGGACUAUAUACAAUAUUACUGUAAGGGCAACUAACAAAAUGGGAAGUAACAUCUCUGAUCCUCAUUAUGUGGAUGUGACUUACAUAGUACAGCCAGAUCCUCCUGUGAAUGUAACUCUAGAAUUAAAAAAGCCAAUCAAUAGAAAACCAUAUCUGGUCUUGACAUGGUUUCCACCCCCACUGGCUGAUGUCAGAUCUGGAUGGCUUACUCUUGAGUAUGAGUUGCGACUAAAGCCUGAAGAAGGAGAGGAAUGGGAGACUAUUUUUGUUGGACAGCAAACGCAAUAUAAAAUGUUUAGUUUAAAUCCAGGAAAGAAGUACAUAGUACAGAUUCACUGCAAACCAGACCACCAUGGAUCGUGGAGUGAAUGGAGCUCAGAAAAGUCUAUUCAGAUCCCCAGUGACUUUAGAGUAAAAGAUAUGAUUGUGUGGAUCAUCGUGGGUGUCUUAUCAUCUCUCAUAUGUUUAAUCAUGAGCUGGACAAUGGUUUUAAAAGGAUACAGAAUGAUAGCCUUUAUCCUACCACCAGUUCCAGGACCAAAGAUAAAAGGCAUAGAUGCACAUCUGUUGGAGACAGGCAAGUCUGAAGAAUUAUUGAGUGCUCUUGAUUGCCAUGGUUUCCCUCCAACAUCAGACUGUGAGGAACUACUGAUAGAAUAUCUGGAGGUGGAGGACAGCGAGGAUCAGCAACUCAUGCAAAGUCAUAACAAUGGUCAUCCCAGUAAAAACACGCAGAUGACAUCCAAGGAAACAGACAGUGACUCAGGACGAGGGAGCUGUGACAGCCCUUCUCUGCUUUCCGAGAAGUGCAGGGAGUCCCUUCCAUCAAAACUUCCAGCACAAGAUGUAAGAGAUGUUCAUGAAAAUAAUGCAGGAAAAAGGGGUUGGGAAACUCAGUGUAUGGCCUCUUCAGAAGAGAAAGCGCUCCCUUUUAACACUGCAGGUACAAAAUCAUCCACAUGGCCUGCAGCUCAGUUACCUAAUAUUCAUCCUUCUAUAUUUGCCUAUCACAGUACUGUAGAUGCAGAUAAGAUAAAACUAAGUACCACGAAUGUGAGUGUUGCACCAGUUUUGGUGGGAAAUGAAGAAAAACAUCAGUCACGAUAUUCUACCACUGAAACUCUCUGUGAAGAAAACUUGGAAAAGCAACAAGAGAUGGAGAAUAUGCAUUCCAAAAAUGACCAAAGCACAAUACAGGUCAAGCAAAACAGACUCAAUGAAAAGUCAUCUUUUUUGAAUGCUAAACUAAUGGAUUACGUAGAAGUUCACAAAGUUAGACAGGAUGAGGAGCCAGCAGUAUUACUGAAACAUAAAGAAAAUAGUGGAAAAAUUGAAAAAUACACAGUUCCAGGAACCAGCAAAGAAUAUACAAAGGUCUCAACAGUUGUGGACCAUAAUAUUCUAGUAUUAAUGCCAGAAUCAAGAGUCCAGCACACACCUGUGUCUCAAGAGCCUGCAAAGGAAACAUCUCAGAACCUUCAGCAAGGUCAAGUUGAGAAAAACAUGAGCUACUGUCUGACAACUCCAAAUGAGUGCAAAAGAGAGGCUAGUGGAUCAGAGUACAUGGACCCAUCUUCCUUUAUGCCUGCCUUUAAAUAGCUGAAAGUUUGAUUAUUCUCCAUCAGGUAACGCUACAGAAUGAGUUAAAUACAAUCAAAUAAUAAAGCUAAGUAAGCUCUGUGGUUUAAGAUUAUGCUGCUGCAUCAUAAUUGUAGGUUACACCUUUUCCUAGCUGACAAGUCUUUGAUUUACAUAUUGAUUUUGUUAAUAGUUGUGUACAGUAAAAGAAAAACAAACAGCAAAGAGUUCCUUAAAAAACCUAGCCUCCUAUGUGUAUCGUAGAGAAAAUAAAAUAAACCGUGGGUGGAUAUAAUGAUAAUCAUGGAAGUAAACCUUAGAUCAUUAACACAGGUUUCUGACAAAGGGAAAUGAGGAAAUGGAUAUUAUGUGCCAUGAAAAACUACACUGUAAACAAAUUAUUCAACUUCUGAGAUCUUCUGUUAUUUGAUUAAACCUAGGGGAACAGUUCUGAUCCAACAAAGAUGAAAAUUUUUAUGGGUCAGUCAAUAUAUAGUGGUUGUCAGUUCCUAACCAGAGCAUUUGCUAAACCAGAUAAAUCACUACAAAAUAACAUUCUGAUAUACAAUGUUUUUUUUCUCAAUGCAUUCUGACACUAGAUUGUUCUCUUUAUAUUCUUUCUCAAUCCUAAAAAAGGACCUCUUAUAUAUGAAAAAAUCAUAUAUAAAACAAAAUAUAUUCAACUAACUGUAGUUAAAAUAACAAAUCCUUCUAAAUAUAUUUUUGCUUUCAGUGUGACAGAUAACUUUACAUCCCAUUCAUAUCCUACUCCAAUCAAACCAAAUAUGAAAAAAAUAGCAAGACACUAUUUGAUAUACUGCCUUACUGUAUAUAAUACACAAUUCUACUUUAGUUACAAGCCCAUGUGUUUAACAGUGUAUUUUUAAAGGCUAUUUUUCUAUUACUGAAAAAGCAAAAUAAAACAUUUUUAAUUUCCCAAUGCUGUUUAGCUACUUAACAACUCUUCUGUUUCCUUCUGCUGCAACAGUAGUAAGGGGUAAAGCUGCCAUUUCUAUAUGAAACGUAAGAUUUAACUUCAGAGUAAUUAAGAAUAUUAAGUAAUUUUUAAUCUAUAUUUCUAAUAUAUUGCAGAUAUAUUACUAUUUGAAUUGUAAAUUAUUUAUUCCACAUGUUUUUUACCAGCUGUUAUUACAAAAUUAUAAUAGAAUCCAGGUUUUGAGAGCACAGCGUCUUUUCCAUAGAACUUGUAGCCUGAUGCCACUCCUGAACGGAAUGGUGUUCUCCUGCAUCGUAACACAAUGUCUGGGCUUUUCUCUGAGCCUGAAAAGAAAGUCUGAAGUCAGAUUUUUCAAACUGAACUUACCAAAAUGAAUAUCAGAAGGCAGCCUCAAAAGUCAGGUGUGUGAGGCAUAAAGUUAGAGUCAGUCCUCUGUUGAAAUGGUGAUGGGAAUGAAAGAAGGAGUCUGUGUACUUGGGUUGGACAGCUGCCCCAGAACAGCCGUGGGAACACUAAGGAUUCCUCUUACCACAUGUGACUGAAGGCAGAAUCACAAUGAUAGUUAGCAAUGGCUGUGAACUUUCUGUAGCCCUUCCUUCUUCAAAGAAAAUUUAAUUUACUCAAGGAAAGCAUGACAAAGUGCUGAUUCAUUAAAACUUGGUCAGGCAUUUUGCGAAUACCACUAGCUUCAGGGGAAUUUGAAAAGGGAAGGGAAAUUGUAUUGGGCAUGUGAUGGAAAGUGUUUUUACCAUAGAUGAGCUCUGUUCUCCUUCUUGUCUUUCCUAAACAGCUUCACAUUUCUCCAACUUUUUAUUAUAAGUGCUGAGCCAGCCUUCCUGCAGUAUCAGGUAACCCACUGCAGAGCCAGUCAAAAGAGACUUUCAGAUUUUCAAAGUCCCAGAAGGACACAUCUAAUUUGGCAUGUAAGUUUCUCACAUUACACCUUCAUGCCAUGGAACUGCCAAGUACAGAUCAGACCUUUUCACUGGCAGGACUUCAGAAUUUAACUAAUUAUCUGUGAGCAUAUAAACAUAUGUGUUAAUAUAUAUUGUAACAUUCACUUCAGGAAUCAAAUUAAGAGUCUGUGGCCUCUCUACAGGCAGUAUGUUGCCCACUUCUAGAGGGUGAUCAGAGUAGUCUGGAUGUUCUGCUGAAUGUACAGAGAGGGAUCUUAGAGUCUUCAUUCAGCCACUUAAUUUAAACACCUGAAGACAUGAAUUGGCUACUUUGGAGAGUAGCCAAGCUUAACAUUUUGCCUAGUUAAAGGUAACAGGACAAUUUUAUUGUAGCAUUCAUAGUGUAUCUUCUAGAUUUUCUAGAGAUGCUAAAAUACUGCAAAGGAGCUAUCAAGUUAUUGGUCAAAAUUGAAAUGUUUUGCAGGGCAGCCAUUUGUGUGUGUGCAUGUAUGUAAGCUGAUAAUACACUGUCUAAUUCUCUCUGACAGUACUUCAUUUACAGUUUGGUUUUCUGACUGAAUCUGGUAGACCCGGUUUGGAUCAGACACAUUCCUUUUCUUUACAUAGAUAGCCAUAUCUGAGCCAAGCAGUUGUUUUCUACUCCUGACAACGUCCACGAGGACAUACUGCUGCAGGCCUUUUGUAUCCCUCUGGUGAUGCACACAGGCAGUAGAAUCUUGUCAACCUACAGCCUAAAGAUUUUACUUAUGUAGUGGAUUUUUAGGUUAAUAUACAGGCAGCUAGUACAUAUGUUACAAACCAAAGAACACAGGUAAGGUGUCAGCAGCAGGCUGUUGCUGUCAUACUGGUUACUUUGGACCAGAGGCAGCCAGGCACAAUUUUUAGCAGAUGUGAAAUGUAUGAUCAUCCUGCCUAACUUUAGGUAUCUAUAACUGUACCAAGUUUCUAAGUUUUUAUUGUAGACUGUGGAGCCUAGAGCAUGAUUCAUCUGACCAAAUGCAAGAGUCUACUUUAGGAAGAGAUGACUCACACUCCAGUCUCCAUUGACUGUAUGUAAAUUUUGUCUCUGCUAGCUUGCUCUAAUCAGGGGCUGAGACUCUCUAGCCCAAGAAUCAGAAUUUCAAUCAUGUUUACUCAAACAUUUUCUGUGUUGACAUUGGUUAAAUGAAAGAAUAUGGGCUGUAUUAAUAUUCUGGAGUAUGUCUGAUGGUGUUCCAGUCACUGGGUCCCAGGAACAUUGUUAACUUUAAGACCUUGAGUUCAUAAAACACAAAAGAUCAGAUUUUCAAAAGACCUGUAGUUUAUAUGCUCAUGCAAAGUCCAAGUUGCCACAAGAAAAAAAAAAAUCAGUAUUGUUGCCUGAAGAGCCAGGAUUGCAAGAUAUUGAAAAGAAGGUCCCUCUCGUAAUCCACACAGAAAGAGAACUGAGUAGAAGAGUUUCUAUGCCUUGCUAUAAAUUGGUACUGAAGCUACAAAAGAGUGGUCUCUUCCACCUUUGCAAGGGAAUGUCUCAUGAUGUCAAAUCAUUGUGGCUUUCUGUGAAAAAAGAGAAAUUCAGCCAGAAUGCAGAAGGUACAUUUGCUGGUUGCUUAGAAUUCGCUAAGCCUGUUGAGGGAUUUGCUAUACAAGUAUAAUUUGAACAUAUUUUUCAUGAACAUAUUUCAUACUUCAAGUUGAACAAAUGUGCAGUGUGAUUAUUUUUCCUUUGGAUGUGAUUUUCCAAAAUCAGUGGGAAUAACACCUUCUGCAACUGGUCUGAACAGUACUUUUGCACAUCAAAAAGAAAAUAAACUAGUGUUCUGUAAAAUAAGGAUAAUCUUCAGCUGAGUGUAUGGGCCUUUGGAUGUUUAUUCUUUGUUUGCGAUAUUAUUUUUGGUUACAACUCUUUAAGGAAUUGCUUUUAUUAUGAUAUAGAUGAGAUUUUUGUAGCAGUUGUACAGACUGGAUUGUUGUGAAGUUACAAUACACUAGUGGGGAAUAACACACUCCUGAAACCUCCCUGCAUACACGGGACAAUGAUUUAUGUCACAGAACUUACCCCAGGAACAGAGAUUAGCCCUCAAACCUCUGCCCCAUUGGAUAAAUUUCUUACUUGGGAAAACUUUUCAAAAAGUUCGAUGUUUUUAAUGUCAAAUCUGUAUGUGUGUCAGUUAAAGUGUAAAUUGCCUUUUAGCAGCAUAAAAGCCCUACAAAGAAGCAUAAAGGCUCUUCAGAAGUAAUUCAUUUUAUAAAAUUCAUAAAAUUGAAUAUGUACAUUUUUGAUUAAUUAUCUUUCCUUUGGAUUCAGAUAAUAUUGUUAACAGCUUUUCUUCAUAUUGAGAAAUACAACUCCUCAUUAUUUUAGAUUUUCUCAUUAGACUUUUUUGUUUAGCAAAGACAUAUUUGAUACAAUGUUUUGGUAUUUUCAGUGUAAUGUUCCUGACUUUUAAAUAAAUACAAUUUGUUGAACUGGGACAUGUGCUCCCAAAACUUACUGUCACAUAAAAUUACAGGCUUGAAGAAUUGUCUUUAUGAUAUUAUAUAACUACAAAGCAUUAUUUAAUAAAAAUGUAGUAAACUGACUUUAUAUAAUACUAAUAAGAGAAUCAGGAAUCAGAGAAUCACAGAAUGGUUGAGGUUGGAAGGGACCUCUGGAGAUCAUCUAGUCCAACCCACCUGCUCAAGCAGGGUCACCUAGAGCACGUUGCACAGGAUUGCGUCCAGGCAGGUUCUGAAUAUCUCCAGAGAAGGAGACUCCACAACCUCUCUGGGCAACCCGUUCCAGUGCUCUGUCACCCUCACAGUAAAGAAGUUUCCCCUCAUGUUCAGACUGAACUGCCUGUGUUUCAGCUUGUGCCUCUUGUCCUGUCGCUGGGCACCACUGAAAAGAGUCUGACUCCAUCCUCUUGACACCCUCCCUUUAGAUAUUUGUACGCAUUGAUAAGAUUCCCCCUCAGUCUUCCCUUCUCCAGGCUAAACAGGCCCAGCUCUCUCAGCCUUCCCUCAUAGGAGAGAUGCUCCAGUCCCCUAAGCAUCUUCAUAGCUGGACUCGCUCCAGUAGCUCUGUAUGUCUCUUGCACUGGGGAGCCCAGAACUGGGCACAGCACUCCAGAUGCGGCCUCACCAGGGCUGAGUAGAGGGGGAGGAUCACCUCCCUUGACCUGCUGGCAACACUCUGCCUAAUGCACCCCAGGAUACCAUUGGCCUUCUUGGCCACAAGCGCACAUUGCUGGCUCGUGGUCAACUUGUUGUCCACCAGGACUCCCAGGUCCUUCUCCACAGAGCUGCUUUCCAGCAGGUCAGCCCCCAGCCUGUAUUGGUGCAUGCGGUUAUUCCUCUCGUGGUGCAGGACCUUGCACUUGCCUUUGUUGAACUUCAUGAGGUUCCUCUCCACCCAACUCUCCAGCCUGUCCAGGUCUCUCUGAAUGGCAGCACAGCCCUCUGGUGUAUCAGCCACUCCUCCCAGUUUUGUAUCAUCAGCAAACUUGCUGAGGGUGCACUCUGUCCCUUCAUCCAGGUCAUUGAUAAAUAAGUUGAGCAAGACUGGACCCAGUACUGACCCCCUGGGGGACAUUGCUAGCUGUAGGCCUCCAACUAGACUCUGCACUGCAGUCAAGGUAGACAACAUCCACUGCUCUCCCCUCAUCUACCCAGCUAGUCAUCCCAUCAUAGAAGGCCAUCAGGUUCGUUAAGCAUAAAUUCUCCUUGGUGAAUCCAUGCUGACCACUCCUGAUCACCUUUUUUCCUCCAUAUGCUUAGAGAUGACAUCCAGGAUGAACUGUUCCAUCACCUUUCCAGGGAUCAAGGUGAGGCUGACUGGCCUGUAGUUAAGAGGAUAUAUUUGUUUAUGGAACAAACUGAAAAACAAAUAUGUAAUGAUAAUUGAUUUAUGAAUUCUGUGGUAUGUUUUAAGUGUUUAUGUUUAGAUGGCUGGAAAAUCUACAGUUGCUUUAAAUGUCAUUUAAAUAUUUAACAUGUAGUAACAGCAAGUAUCAAAAAUGAGUAUGCAGUAUUUGUGAUAUCUGAAGCACUAUGUAUGUGGAAUUCACAUCAUGAAGCCUGUAAAUGUAUUUGAUAAUUUUUCAUUAACUGUAAACAACUUGAAAGUGUUGUGCAAGCAAACCAAAGUCAUCUAAGCCAGUUGGUGAAUAUGAUAAAUCUUCUACAAAGCCAUAAACACACAUGAAAUGAAAAUGUAUCACGAGAUCAGGCACCAUGUUUUUAAAGAAUCGCUACCUCAGAUUUUUUUGCUCCCUUUAAAAAGGCAAACAGAAGCAUUUUAAUUUGUAUGUCAAAUUACUAUAUCAAGAUUAAAAACAACUUAUAAUUUGUAAUGUUCAAUUUGUUUUUGUUAAAUAACAGUUUGUCAUGGAAUCAUCACUGGAGUUGCACUAAUACUAUUAGGAUGGGAUACUAGAGAUGUGUAGCAAAGUGAGAUGCUUAUGUAUAAAAGAAAACAAAUUUCCGUCUUGUAGGGAAACCCAUACUGACCAGCUUGGCAGACACAAUUUUCCUAAUGCAUCCGUCCGUUUCCUGGACUGACAAGUUAUUUGGGAGCUGCCUGUGUGCCCAGCCCACUUGGACUGAAUAAGCUGAGUUCUCAGAUAUGCUCUGACAAAUGACUAACUGAGCAUUUGUCAACAUUUACUAUCCAGAAAGAUGUUUUGAGUUCCCAAGAACUAAAUGUUCAAACUCUGUCCCUAAAUGAGUGAGGAUAUAGACUAGCCCAAAUCUCAACCAUCUUAAACCCUCAUACCAGACCACUGACUUCCUUCAGACUCCAAUUGUUGUGGGCAUGGGAGGAUGGACUGAAUUACACUAAACUGCAAUAAUCUUGUGGCCUGGCCUUGAAAACUCUUUUGAAGCAAUUACAGGAAUGCCUUCAUCUUUUCUCUGUAUGUCAAGCAGGAGAUUAAAGAUAAAUGAAAUAUAGAAAUACAUAAUGAAUGGGAACAGAAAGAGAGCUUAAUGAUGGGAAGCGGGGCAUGGUGGGGGCAUGUGGCAGAAUAGAAGGGGAGCACAGUGAACACUGUAGGAUGGUACACAGGUAGAUGAAUUAGAGGAAUCAGAAGUGGUGAGCAUGCAUAUUGACUGCCGCUGAGAAGCGAGGGAGGGAGAACAGAAAAUGAAGGCAAAAGAAGCCAAAUGUAAAAGUAGAUUGGAAAAGAAUGAGAAAUAAUAAAACUGAGAGGAGUGAUAAAUUGGAUUGUGGGCAAAAAAAAUGGAAGAGAAAGAAACAGACUUUUAGCUCAAAAGUGGGAAUAUCCACAGUUACCUGAGAUAGUCCACAAAAAAAAUAAGGCCUUUUUAAAUGCUAACCAGUUGGCAAGAUGCUGGAAAUCAGCUACUGGAAAUCAGCUGUUAUGUAAGAGCUGGAAAAAAUCCUAUCCAUGAGAGUUGGUCAUUCCAUUUUUAUGAGUUACAGGGUUUCCUUCCAAGUAUCUGAUAUUGGCCACUGGCAAACAGAAUACCUGAAGAGCUCAUACUUCAUCUGAUCUGCUGUUGCAUUUCCUACAUGCCUAAGAAAAAAAUCAACAGGAAUAGUGUGGCCAAACUGUUUUUAAAAGCAACUUUCAGUUUUUCAGAUACAGAUUUAUAGAUGAGGCUUUCUUCUCCAUUUGCAUUGUCUCACAGAUAUGCCUAUCACUCUUAAGCAUUUUUCUGUUUAUUAAAGGUAAUGAUCUAUGAGCCACAAGAGACAAAGGACUUUGUGGACCCCAGUAAAAUGGCCUCCUGACAUUUCUAGGCAUUGUUUAGUCUGUACCAGUGACAAUACAACAAUUAAUAUUUUUCUUAAUCAGAAAGUGCCUGUCUUGGUGAUAAAUCUUGAGAGUUACCAAGUCAGGCAUAAAAUACAUUCUCUCCCAUUUAAGCUAAGUUUUUAAGAGAAAAUACUAUAUCUCUUAAAAGUAAUUCAAAACAGACCUAAACUCGUUGUGUGGCCCCUUCCAACCAGUCGUGUGUUAAAAAGCUGAGCAAGACAGUGGUGCAGAGACAAGCUAGGAAUAAGGAAGAAUCACAUCUCCCUCUCUCAUUUUUCGAAGGAUUAACGUCCUGUUCUACUUUGUGAUGCGGCUUGCUUGGACUUUGUCUUUGACUUUUUUUUUGACAAUGCUGCUUCUGGGUCUAUUUUUGUGAGCUGCUGAGUACCUUCACCUCAUUUUGACAACAAUAAGAAUGGAAAGAUUUCACUUAAUUUCCAACAAAGAUUCUGUAAUCAUCGGUUUUACAGUCAUAUAACACUAGCAGAUUUUUAGAGGAUGCUGAAAAUCUUUGUAGAAAUCACUUGUAGAAAGUAUCCCUUAAGUAUAUCAGGAAAUGGUACAUGCCUAGGAAUAGGCAGAUUUUUCUAUAUAAUAAGUAUAUGUGGAAAUACAAUGAUGUUAAACCAUAUUUUUUAAUAUUCAUAAUGCUGUAGACUACUCUUAAUUUUCAUCCACCCGUCCUUUGUUCCAAAAGGAAGAGAAAACUACUGCUCAGAUAUACUCAGAUGGGAGCUCCUGGGCUGCUUUUCAUUUUUCAUCUUAGAAAGUAAUUUUUUCAUUCUGUUUACAAAUACCAUUCUUCAUCUGUAAUAACAGAACCACCAGUUCCAUGUAUGCGUUAUACUGCUCAGAGAUACUCAACACUAUCUGGGCUUCUAUCUUUAUAUUAUGCUUCAUGGGUUUUUUUGAGUCAAUGUGUUAAAUACAGCAAUACUGGGGGUGCUGGUCUGAAUAAGCACUGCCCAGAAAAAAUGUCAGCAGUACUUAACAACAUGUAUUUGUUCAAGUUUCUGGCAUGCUGAUAAGUGCAGGGGAAAGUCUCUGGAACUUCCUUGCCUGAAUUCUACUUCAUGCAUAGUAUCAGCAGGUCUCUUUAAGAAGCAUUUAUGAAAUACAUUGCGUGUUCUGAAUAAUGUGCACAAUAAACAAUGUACUUUCCAAGACAGAAAGAGAUGGUCCAAUAUUUAAAGCAAAAUUCUUUCCAUUUGUGUAAACCGCCCCAUUCCUAGCCUUGUAAUAAAAGCCAGGCAUUUUUUCCAUUACAAUUUCAGAACUUGCAUGUGAUCUGGAACAUCCAAGUUAUUGUAGUGUCAUUACUGUAGAAACAGAAUGACCUGAAGCACAAUUAUUCUAUGAAUCAAAUCCAAAUGUUUUGUAAAUGUCUAAAAUUCAAAAAAUUAUAGAAAGUAGGUCAUUUAGUAUACAGUACAUUCAUUGGUUGGAGAAUACUGGUAUAAAUAUAGCUGCUCAGGAAUUCUUCAUUGUUUCUAAGUGUAUUUGAAGGACAAUGCUUUAAAGUGUAUGUAUUUUUUAAGUACUUAAUAUUGAAAAUGCUGGCUUUAAAAAAUCUGUUAGUAAUUUCACUUUUAAGUCAAUAUUGUCACUGAAGUCUGUAGCUUUCUGAUAGACUUUUCAAUCUUUUGUCAUUGUAAAAACUCUUUGCAAUGGUGUUUGCAUUUCAAUUUAAUAAAACAGUUCUUGAAUAAA
Messenger RNA from Dromaius novaehollandiae (emu), 11973 nucleotides. RefSeq names its product prolactin receptor-like. The transcript is spliced from 13 exons. Gene Ontology annotation, molecular function: prolactin receptor activity; peptide hormone binding; cytokine binding. The record is from RefSeq and is a predicted model, not a curated record. Gene Ontology annotation, cellular component: membrane; external side of plasma membrane; signaling receptor complex. Gene Ontology annotation, biological process: cytokine-mediated signaling pathway; positive regulation of cell population proliferation. Bases 476 to 2668 code for a protein of 730 amino acids. NCBI's taxonomy places the organism in Eukaryota, Metazoa, Chordata, Aves, Casuariiformes, Dromaiidae.